This is a messenger RNA of Mauremys mutica (yellowpond turtle), 2388 nucleotides long. RefSeq names its product mitochondrial inner membrane protein MPV17 (gene MPV17). The transcript is spliced from 8 exons. Gene Ontology annotation, cellular component: membrane; cytoplasm. The coding region runs from base 538 to 1071 and encodes 177 amino acids. The record is from RefSeq and is a predicted model, not a curated record. Lineage: Eukaryota; Metazoa; Chordata; Testudines; Geoemydidae.
GCAGGGGGUGCAGUUUGAGGCCAGUCGCCUGGACACUUUUCCAUUAAGAGCUUGAAAAGAAAAUCCUCUUCCCUGGCUUCUCGUCUGCCCCCUCCCAGCCCCAGCACUGGGGCACGCGGGCAGGGGGAGAGACCAGCUAAGGGCAUUUCGGCUCUCAUUCGAUCUCUGCCAGCCUGGGCAGGUGCCUCGCUGGGUGGAUUUGUUGCCUGCAGCCACAGCCCUUGGACUCAAGAGACUUUAGGGCCAGACGGGGCCAAUCGUGAUCAUCUUGGCUGACCUCCUACACAUGGCAGGCCACAGAACCUCACCCCCAUACUCCUGUGAUAGGCCCAGAGCCUCUGGCUGAGUCACUGACAUCCUCAAAUCAUGGUUUAAAGACUUCACAUGACAGAGACUCCACCAUUCACACAAGUUCAAACCAGCGAGUGACCUGGGCCCCAGGCGAAUCCCCCACCACCCAGGGUCUCUGCUAAUCUGAGCUGGGGGAAAUUCCUUCCCCGCCCUAAAUCUAGGGAUCAGUUACUGGCCGCAGGCAGGAUGGCAGCGCUGUGGAGGUCGUACCAGCGGCUCAUGGCCCAGCACCCCUGGAAAGUGCAGAUCCUCACAGCUGGGUCCCUGGUGGGAGUCGGAGACGUGAUCUCUCAGCAGCUGGUGGAAAGAAGGGGCCUGAGUGGGCACCGCAGUGGCAGGACGCUGAAGAUGAUGGCCAUUGGCUUCUGCUUUGUGGGCCCUGUGGUGGGAGGCUGGUACCAGCUCCUGGAUCGACUUAUCCCGGGAACCACCAAGAUGGUGGCGUUGAAGAAGAUGGCGCUGGAUCAGGGGGCGUUUGCACCUUGCUUCCUGGGCUGUUUCUUGGCCAUCGCUGGGGCACUCAACGGCCUGUCCGCCGAGGAGAACUGGGCCAAGAUCCGACGGGAUUACCCGGACGCACUGCUCACCAACUAUUACCUCUGGCCAGCUGUGCAGAUUGCCAACUUCUACUUCAUCCCCCUAAACCACAGGCUGGCUGUCGUGCAGGUGGUGGCUGUCGUCUGGAAUUCCUACCUGUCCUGGAAGGCGAACCAGCUGUGAGGCCAUGGGGCCGGCGCCCCUCCCAUCCCCCCACCCAGCCCGUUCUCCCCCAGCCUUCCCCCCAUGCCGCACCCUCCUCUGUGACUGCCAUAGUGAAUGGCCGUGGGGCCGGCCCCCCCUUCCUGUGCCCCCCACCCAGCCGCAGGGCCCCCCCCAUGCCACCCCCUCCUCUGUGACUGCCAUAGCGAAUGGCUGUGGGGCCAGCCCCCCCUUCCUGUGCCCCCCACCCAGCUGCAGGGCCCCCCCAUGCCACCCCCUCCUCUGUGACUGCCAUAGCGAAUGGCCGUGGGGCCAGCCCCCCCUUCCUGUGCCCCCCACCCAGCUGCAGGGCCCCCCCAUGCCACCCCCUCCUCUGUGACUGCCAUAACAAAUGGCUGUGGGGCCAGCCCCCCCUUCCUGUGCCCCCACCCAGCCGCAGGGCCCCCCAUGCCACCCCCUCUGCAAGGCCCAGCAGUGGCUCUUGGGGGCACUCCAGGGGGCCACAUCACACAGCAACUCUCAAACUGGCCCCCUGGGCAGCCUCAGCAAAGGAAGCGCUGGCACGUGGUGCUGGGAGGUCCGAGGUGCGCCCCACGGCUGUCCCCAGCUCAGGGGGAGAUUGAUUCCUGCCCCACGGCUGUCCCCAGUACAGGGGGAGAUUGAUUCCUGCCCCACGGCUGUCCCCAGCACAGGGAGAUUGAUUCCUGCCCCACGGCUGUCCCCAGCACAGGGGGAGAUUGAUUCCUGCCCCACGGCUGUCCCCAGCACAGGGGGAGAUUGAUUCCUGCCCCACGGCUGUCCCCAGCACAGGGGGAGAUUGAUUCCUGCCCCACGGCUGUCCCCAGCACAGGGGGAGAUUGAUUCCUGCCCCACGGCUGUCCCCAGCACAGGGAGAUUGAUUCCUGCCCCACGGCUGUCCCCAGCACAGGGGGAGAUUGAUUCCUGCCCCACGGCUGUCCCCAGCACAGGGAGAUUGAUUCCUGCCCCACGGCUGUCCCCAGCACAGGGGGAGAUUGAUUCCUGCCCCACGGCUGUCCCCAGCACAGGGAGAUUGAUUCCUGCCCCACGGCUGUCCCCAGCACAGGGGGAGAUUGAUUCCUGCCCCACGGCUGUCCCCAGCACAGGGGGAGAUUGAUUCCUGCCCCACGGCUGUCCCCAGGGUGGCUGAGCUGCGCCCCAUGGCGGUCCCUGGUGCCGGGGUAGACCGAGCCGUGCCCCAGGGAUGCCCGUGGUGCUGGGGGCGAUGGAGCCACUCCCCUGGCUGGAGAACCCCUGCCCCAACGGGCCCCGAGCCGUCGCCCUGGAGCCCAGGCAAGGAACUGGAGAAAUAAACUCAGU